AUGGACAUGCUAGAGGACCUUGAGACACUGCAGUUUGAGUAUGGGAUUCAAGAGGAAGACCACAGCUGGCUGUAUUUGCUGGGCCGUUCUCAUGGGCUGAUGACCAAGGCCUGUGCCCAUGCAACCUUCUUCUGCAAGCUACUCCAUAAUUUGAGAAAAUCAUUACAGGAGAAGCAAACUUCUAGAUGUCGCUUGGCUGGAUUGCGUGAAGACACUCCUGAUGACGAUGCGUUAAAGGUGGGCAUCAUUGGAGGCGGCCACCUCGGGAAGCAGCUGGCUCAUACACUGCUUCAGCUUGUCCCCAUCCCAGCUGACAGCCUGAGGAUCUCCACUCGGAGGCCAGAGGCCCUGGAUGAAUUCACGAAACUGGGGAUCCAGUGCUUUUACCAUAACUCUUCUCUGGUGGAGUGGGCCAACGUGAUAUUCCUCUGCUGCCUGCCAUCUCAGCUGUCUAAUAUCUGUGCAGAAAUUCAAACCAGCCUUGGAAAAGCCUGCAUCGUGUACAGCUUUGUGGCUGCUGUCCCACUACCCAGGUUGAAACUCCUACUGAGCCACACCAAUGUCUUGCGGCCUCAGUAUCAGUGUGUUGAAGAUCUUGCCAGCAUCUGGGGGGCCAAUAAGGAAAUCACAGCUGCUCUCCAAGACCCUGUGAUUCUUCAGGCUACCUGUCCCUACAGUCCUGCUGGGGGAAUAAUCCUCAAUAUCAAAUGGUUGGAGGGAGUGUUCUAUGCAGCCAUAAAUGUCUGCACAGAAAAGGACAUGCCCCACUCACAAGUGCUGCAGCUUCUGAACGAACUGUUCCUCGCCAAGCACUUUGAAGGCUGUGAGAAAGAUAGAGUGUCUUUCCAAAAAUUUCAAGCACAAGAUUUUGUCAGCAAAGCCUAUGCCAAGAACCUGUCUCGGAAAAGGCCUUUCCCCUGGUUUGAUCUGACUGCUGUGCAACUCAAGGAAACUCCCUUUAGCCAGUAUCUCUCACACAGCACUACUUUUCAGGACAACCUUACCCACCUAUACUGUGAUUCAUUUGGUAUCACCCUAACCAAAGAACAAAAGCCAGAGGUUUCCACAGGUUUUUCAUCCCAAUAAGAGAAGAGACCUCAGGAAUCAGGAUGUUUUUCUCCCUCUACAGUGGUAAUGCCCUGAUUAUCAUAAUUGACAGUGGAAGUCAUGUGACUGUAUGGUGUUUGCCAUAUGUUAGGCAGUAAGGAAUUAGAAAAUUGUACUGAUGGCUCUUUAA
Molecule: messenger RNA, 1237 nt
Organism: Lagenorhynchus albirostris (white-beaked dolphin)
Lineage: Eukaryota; Metazoa; Chordata; Mammalia; Artiodactyla; Delphinidae
Gene: NOXRED1
Product: NADP dependent oxidoreductase domain containing 1
Exons: 6
Coding region: 1-1086 (361 amino acids)
Biological process (GO): L-proline biosynthetic process
Molecular function (GO): pyrroline-5-carboxylate reductase activity
Source: RefSeq, a predicted model, not a curated record